Lithohypha guttulata is the source of this 2457-nucleotide messenger RNA. RefSeq lists its product as uncharacterized. The coding region runs from base 1 to 2457 and encodes 818 amino acids. NCBI's taxonomy places the organism in Eukaryota, Fungi, Ascomycota, Eurotiomycetes, Chaetothyriales, Trichomeriaceae. The transcript has 2 exons. The record is from RefSeq and is a predicted model, not a curated record.
AUGCUGACGCUGGAGGAAGUCGACUUCAAAACAGUGGAAACAUACCAGUUAAAACAGUGGAAGAAGCCGAAACGCCUGAAAUUAUGUCUAAAGUGCUCUCCUCGGAGAUCCAGCAUUAUCUACUCGUGGAAGAACCCCGGCGCUGAGGGUGUGGCCUUCUUAGACUCUAAUGAGUGGUCCAGAUGCAGAGUGGGUGGCGCAUGCGGAUCACCGUGGUCUGAGUUCUGGGAUGUCGAUGAGCUAGCAAGUGGUCGAACGCGUCAAGAAGGCGAGACUGCUUCGCCAGAGAACACAGAUUUGCACAAGCAGCAGAAAGCGAGCGAGCUCACACUGAUCAAAGCAGACAGAAACCAUGAUCAAGUGAAGAAUUUUGAGCGAAUGACUGUGUGUGGGGCAUGCGACGCAUUAAUGGUCACCUUACAAGAGGUUGAUCAGAUCACGAUCCUCAACUACAAGGAGCAGAGACUCGCCCUGCCACGAAGACUAGUAUUGUGUCGUUCUUGCUCAAUCACAACUUUUGGUGUUGUCUAUUCGUGGAAAGGAUGGCUCCGCGACGCGGUGGAUCAAGACGGUAGCUGGGCGUUAUGCCGGAGACCUAAGAUCUGUCGCGCAGAUAUUGUGCACUUUUGGGAAGUGCAUCAAGAGGGAACGUCUCACAAUUGCCCUUCUCUGUUGAUCAACAACGACCAACGUGCUGAAGACAAUAGUGUUAGCAAUCCUGCCAUUAGCACUGCAGCAAAACGCCCAAGACAAAACAGUGAUCUAGGCGAACAACACCAUAAACUAAAAGCGCCACGAUUGGACGUUCCUCUCGGAAUACCAGAUGUCCAAGACGAAUUGAAUGCUAGUCUUGGAAUCCACGUUGAUAGGAGCCUGAAGAUAACUUAUGUGCCGCAGGAACACCCAGAUGAGCUCAAACAGAGGGAGAAUUGGACGAUGAAAGUGUAUUUCUCUGGACUUGGAUAUCAGAGCCAGCUCAUCGGUACCGGCAUGGGCGACACAAAAAGCAUAGCUGCGAGCAAUGCAGCUCGCGACGCUCUGCAAAACCCUUUACUUGAAGAAAUCAAAGCAAAGCGUGUUGCUUUGUCGCAACUUGCGAAUUCUCAGGAGGAGGAAAGCCGUGAGCCCCUUGCAGAGGGAACCGGGUCACGAGCUGCUGGCGACGCGUUGCAGGACACUCAGCCAGCAAGACGAGCUUCAGUCGCUUCCAGGAGACCUGUUCCAAGCAGGACGAAUUCGAUUGACAUUUUUACAGAACGAAAUUCUAGAAUCUGGAACAGCCUGUCAUGGGAGCGAGGAGAGCCAGAUACGGAUAGUCCUUCAACAAGCGUGAGCUUUGGGAUACUGGACACGGCCCCCACAACUGGUGUUGUUGCCUUGGCUGAAAGAGACCAGAGCAAGGAGAGCAGGAAAGAGAACGUACCCAUUCACGAGAGUACCGUUGUACCGAAAGAGGGUUUGGUGCAAGAGGAUGACCCUCAAGCACUCAGUGACAAACUGUCCGCUAGUAGUACUGCUUCUGACACAAGCUCAGACCUUAAGCAGCAGGCUUCUACACAGAUAAGUUCUGUAUUGGAAAACAAGCCUCAGCUCAAGCUCCAAACCCAAGAUCCGAGGAGGAGACGUGAUCCCCUACUGCUAUCGAACAUCAACGUUUCAGCGAAAGAGGGCGAUGUAAAAACUACUAUGCAACAGCAACAGAAGAGAGAUGAUACCGAGCAGUGCCCUUUAGCAGUCGGGGAGGGACGCGAGAGUGAUAUAGAUUUGCGCAGAGCACAAGAACUGUUGGAGAAAGUUCAAACCGAAGGUGAAGGCUCAUUGAACGACGUUGAAGCUGCCGAAAUGAUGGCACUUCUCAGCAAGCACAGUAAAGACUACCACAUUGGUGUGGAAGAACCGCGCCACAGCAAUAUCCAGCAGACUCACGCACACUUGGAAGAGGUCAGCUCCGUGGCUAUGUCAUCCCCACUACCACCGCCUCCUCCUUCUCCUCCACCACCACCUCCACCGUCAGCACCAGGGCUACCUUCUCCUGCUCGUUCACCCUCUAUUGAGACACGUGAUAGGAGAACGAACCAAGAACACCUUAAGGACCAACGGACAGAGAAGCCGAGCGUACCUGACACAGAACUAUUCACCGAAACAACGGAAGGCCUCGAAGACAUCUCGACAUCUACUGAACUAGCGCCAGAUGUUACGACUCCAGUGGACACUGUGACAGGUCCAUCGAUCCGAGGUCUCAACAACUCUGACGUUGCCGCAUCUGCUACCAUUAUACAGUCCGUGCCCAUGUCGCCAUUAGCUUCCUUAUCACCUGAAGCAACAGCGCCAGACGACGUCGAAUCAACAAGUUCGACAGUCAGCAAGAUAGGUCAGACCACCUACGUUGACAGUUUUGGGCUAUUGCGUGUACAUCCCGAUCUGCUGCGGGCAUUUGGCAUUGAGCCUCACGUUUGA